Molecule: messenger RNA, 1944 nt
Organism: Dermacentor andersoni
Lineage: Eukaryota; Metazoa; Arthropoda; Arachnida; Ixodida; Ixodidae
Product: aspartate dehydrogenase domain-containing protein-like
Biological process (GO): NAD+ biosynthetic process
Molecular function (GO): L-aspartate dehydrogenase [NAD(P)+] activity; NADP binding
Source: RefSeq, a predicted model, not a curated record
GCUUGCUUCAAUGACGUGGCGCUGGUUGUAGUGGACGUAUCUAUGUAGUGCGUCUGCGAGUGUGCCUACUUGCGCGCUUUUAAUCGUCAAAGCGUGACAUACCUUGAGAGGGGAGACGUUCCGAGCGCGGAGCUGAAGAAGGGAAAUGCACUUUAGAUUAUGAUUUUGGGGACACACUAAGCCGCGAAGGAUUAUUUCUUUUCCUUAGUUUUUCUUUCUUCUUGGAGCACGAUGUCGCGGGUUCGAGUCCCGACCACAGCGCCCGCAUUGCGAUGGGGCCGGGAUCCGAAAACUCUCGUGCACUUGGAUUUGGGUGCACGUUAAAGAACUCCGGAUGGUCAAAAUUAACCCGGAACCGUGCACGACAGCGCGCCUCUCAUAGCCCCACGCUGCUUUGAGACGUUAAACCAAAUGAAGUAUUUUUCUUUUUCUUUCUUUUUGUUUUCUUUUGUUGUUUUUUGGGGUGAUGUGCGUUCGUUGUAGACGCAUGAGCGUGCGAGACCCAACGACUGUGAUUGUCCCUCAACUACGUUUAGGGCUUGAGCUGGCGAUGUGAUAAACCCAAGAUAGCAGCGCGAGACAAGAUUAAGGAAUGUGCACACGCGCGCAGUAAAGCGAGCAACUUGGACUGAAGGGCAGAGGAAGCGCCGGUUUCGAAGGGUAACUGCAAACCGACCUUUGGAAAUAUUUGUGGAGUAUCUCAGUACAUAUAUAUACACACUACAAUCUGUCGCAUCGCGGGAAACGUCGCUGUAGUGGAUACACACGCAUUGACCUCGGACCAGCCGGGCCUUAAAAAAAGGGCGGCGCCUUCUCCCCGCCGGUCGGGAGGGCCAAUUGCACGCAUCAUUAGCGCGGCUCACGGCGGCGGCACGCGCGAUAAGGCGUCGUCGGCGGCCGUCAUUCGGCGAUGCAGCGUCGUCGCGUGGGCAUCGUGGGCUUCGGCCAGCUGGGCCAGUUCCUGGCCGCCGAGGUGCAGCGCCGGCCGGAGUCGCUCGAGCUCGCCUUCGUGUGGAGCCGGGGCCGCGUGGUGCACGGGCUGCCGCCGCACCUGGUGCUCGAGGACCUGGCGCUGGCCGCUACCCGACACCCGGACCUGGUGGUCGAGGUGGCCCACCCUUCCCUGGUUCGCACUCAUGGCGAGCAGCUUCUGCGCCACUGCGACCUGCUGGUUGGUUCGCCCACGGCGUUCGCCGAGCCGGACGUCGAGGCGCGACUGCGCGCGGCGGCUAGUCGCCACGCGCUGUUCGUGCCGUGCGGCGCGCUGUGGGGUCUGCACGACAUCCGGGCACUGGCAGACCGCGGCCAGCUGGCUGAGCUGACGGUCACCAUGACCAAGCAUCCGUCGGCGCUGAGACUGGCCGACGCCGAGAUGCGCGUCCGGUGCGACCGAGCGGCCCUCGGAGCGCAGGCCGUCACGCUCUACGACGGGCCCGUGCGCUGCCUCUGUCCAAUGGCGCCCAACAACGUGAACAGCAUGGCGGCCGCGGCGCUCGCGGCGCACACGCUGGGAUUCGACGGCGUCCGGGGCCGGCUGGUGGCCGACCCGGGCAUGGCCGACUACCACAGCCUCGAGCUGGACGUGGUGGGGCCCAGCGAGCCGGACGGGCGGGCCUUCCGCGUCCGCACGCUGCGUAUGAACCCCGCCGACCGAGGGGCAGUCACGGCGAGCGCCACCUACGGCGCCUUCCUGGGAAGCAUGCUCGAGGCCGCCAAGGGUCGCGGACCAGGAGUUCACUUCUGCUGAAGCCUAAUGUAAAAAAAAUGAAAUUUUGUUGUCGCCGCUUUGGCAGCGCAUGUUAUGCUUGUCUUUUAUGUUACUAUUAUUUCUUUCUGCGUAAAUUUGUGCUUACACGGAACCAUGGAUAGUAAUUUUAUUUUCUCUCGCUGUUCUUUUCUUUUCGUUAGUUCUUUCUGUCGAAUAGUAAAGAAAACAAGCGAAAA